AUGUCUCGUAAAGAGUUAUCUCAGACACCGUUUUUAGUCAUUCUCUAUAAGUAUCUCUUGAAAUGGAGGCAACACUUCAACCGAAAGCCCAAAGAUUUGCCCAAAACUUACAAAGAGAAGAAUGAACUGAAAAAAUUGAUUCGCGAAGACAUCGAUGUAUUAAAAGACAAUCUCAAGAGUAAAUCAGAAGACGAAGACUUUAAAGACUUGGAUCUCGAGAACUUUGAAGAGGCAAUCAAAGCCAUAAACACUGUAUUAAUGGCUUCCGAUUAUAUUCCGCCCGAAAUUCAGUCUCUGCUAAACGAUCCGAUCAUUGCUUCCAACGACUGUAACGGCUCUUCAUUCUGGCUGUCAGUGAAAGCUAUGAAACAAUUUGUGGAUCAAAACCAUUACUUAAGACUUGACGAACCUUUCCAUCAAUUGAAACAAUACUUGGAUUCGUAUGAAAAGUUUGAAGACAUGUCUCGUAAAGAGUUAUCUCAGACACCGUUUUUAGUCAUUCUUUAUAAGUAUCUCUUGAAAUGGAGGCAACACUUCAACCGAAAGCCCAAAGAUUUACCCAAAACUUUCAAAGAGAAGAAUGAACUGAAAAAAUUGAUCCGCGAAGACAUCGAUGUAUUAAAAGACAAUCUUAAGAGUAAAUCAGAAGACGAAGACUUUAAAGACUUGGAUCUCGAGAACUUUGAAGAAGCAAUCAAAGCGAUAAACACUGUAUUAAUGGCUUCCGAUUAUAUUCCACCCGAAAUUCAGUCUCUGCUAAACGAUCCGAUCAUCGCUUCCAACGACUGUAACGGCUCUUCAUUCUGGCUGUCAGUGAAAGCUAUGAAACAAUUUGUGGAUCAAAACCAUUGUUUGCCAUUAAGAGGAACCAUACCUGACAUGAGCUCUAAUUCGACUAAAUAUAUAGAAUUGCAACGAAUUUAUCGCUCAAAAGCCAAAGAAGACGCCGAAUGUGUGUAUAAUAUAUUACAGACUCUCCCGAAGGCUCACAAUCUGAAUGUCACCGAAAACGACAUGAAUUUGUUUUGUAAAAGCGCUCACUAUUUGCGUGUUGUCCGCACCUCAGAGAUCGACACCGAACUCAGUGGCCAUCGAUUGCGACAAAUUGUUAAUACGAUGGGAAUCGCCGACGAAGACACCGAAGACGAUGAGCUUAGAUAUUAUCUUCUGAUGAGAUUAGUGGACAAAUUCUAUUCGUUUCAUAACCGAUAUCCCGGUCAGUCUCACGAUGAGGUCGAAAGUGAUGUCUCACUUCUGAAGUCAUAUCUCAAAGAGAUUUCUAAUGAAUUUGGAUCUAAUUCUAUAAUAAAGGAUGACUUAAUCCAUGAAAUUUGUCGUUACGGAGGAUCUCAAUUGCAUUCAAUCUCUGCAUUCAUUGCCGGUUGUGCCGCACAGGAAGCCAUCAAAAUCCUCACUUCACAAUAUAUUCCUAUCGAUAAUACAUUUGUCUAUAACGGCAUGACUUGUGUGACCAAAACUUAUAAACUCUAACCCAACUGUUGUAUCAAU
This is a messenger RNA of Medioppia subpectinata, 1509 nucleotides long. The record is from the annotation of a GenBank genome assembly. NCBI's taxonomy places the organism in Eukaryota, Metazoa, Arthropoda, Arachnida, Sarcoptiformes, Oppiidae.